UGAUCAUAACAUACCAAACAUCUUAUGGCAUCAUGAACAAUACAACCUGCGCAAUCGAGAAAGUCAAACGCUUUCUGACGUAUGGCGGUGACAGCGAUAUCUCCGAGACACGGUCCAGCGAUUCAGGCCUUGUGCGAAGCCCCGCAGUAAUCAAACCUCACCGGAAAAGACGGAUCAGAGGAACUGCGAAGCGCAUGCGCAGUAAGCUCAGCAAAAGACAAGUGAAUAAACUUGAUGCUGCCUUCAUGGAAAACGACUUCCCGACAACCAUUGCGCGUCACAAGCUCGCCGCCGAGAUCAAAGCUCCCGUCAAACGAAUUAAGUCAUGGCUCAAGCAAAAACGUGCCAAGAACAGAGCCCAGUUAAGAGACCUCGCACCAUCAGCUUCUGAGUCAGCGGCUAUUUCCAUCCACACCGGGAGCUUCUCAUCACAUGACCAUCUUGCAGCCGCUGACCAAUCAUGUCCGUCGCCGUCCAUUCCACAGUUGUCUGACUCCUCCUUAGGCUCCACGCGUAUGUUCUGUUUUCCGUACCCAGGCUCCCCGCGGUACUGCUCCACUCCUCUCUACGAUAGACCAGCCGAGAGUAAGGAGCUUCCCGCUUACAUCUUUGGCGCCGAGUUCGACGAGCACUUCAGACCAAAGACCCCCACUGCCCCACAGAGCAUGCGCAGAGCGUACGGGAUUGACGACGUGAUGUCAUCACGGAUGGGUGAGAUGAAGCGGAUGAUGGAGAUGAUACUGCAACAGAACACACAGAUCCUAGAGAUGCUACAAGACCGCACUGCACCGAGGCUUAGGGGUCAUCGAUUUCUAUAUGUAAUAUUUCAAUACACCCCAUGUAUUAAAAUAUCCGAAAACUGCUUUGUUUUGUUGGUUUUCUGUGUAUUUUUUUUUACUAACGAUAUAUACGUCCGAUCAAUAGUUGUUAUUUUAGCAGUUCUGGGUCCCCAUUCUUCAUCAUGAUCAUUAAUAUUAAGUAACAUUCCUUUUUUUGCUCGAUUUUUUUUUAAAUAAUUAAAACUAUUCUACCGAAGUAACAUCGUAUCUGAGGAGAAAAUAGAGAGAAAAAACUAAAUAAAAAAGUGGACCAUACAUCCAGACGUGAUGCUGAAUCAUCGCAUAACAGCACAAGCUUCCCUAGGCUGCACACUGACGGUUGAUGGUGAUUAAUUAAACCUGGGUGCUUCGCAUCAGUUUGACCAAGCGGCGCGACGGGCGAAAAAGCCGUUAGGGAUUUGCUUAAAAAAAUCAUUCCAAUAUCCCAAAAAAUGAAACGAAAAAAAAAAAUACAUGUUAUCUUAUUGUAAGAUAUACGGUACCGAGAAUGUUCGUUGCGUUUAUAGAUAGAAUUGAUUGCAAACAA
Messenger RNA from Nematostella vectensis (starlet sea anemone), 1365 nucleotides. RefSeq lists its product as uncharacterized. The coding region runs from base 33 to 965 and encodes 310 amino acids. The transcript has 3 exons. NCBI's taxonomy places the organism in Eukaryota, Metazoa, Cnidaria, Anthozoa, Actiniaria, Edwardsiidae. Gene Ontology annotation, molecular function: RNA polymerase II cis-regulatory region sequence-specific DNA binding; DNA-binding transcription factor activity, RNA polymerase II-specific. Gene Ontology annotation, biological process: regulation of transcription by RNA polymerase II. The record is from RefSeq and is a predicted model, not a curated record. Gene Ontology annotation, cellular component: nucleus.